GAAAAAGUGAUAAGCAGCUUCUGGGUUUUGCUUUCAAGCGGACUCCUGCUGAACUGGUGCGAGUGUGUGUGUGUGUGUGUGUGGUGUGUUCACUCUUUUUCCUGCCACAGUAGCAACACAUUGCAGCAGCGUCGGCCCCCGAACAAAAGGCUAAUGCAGCAGAGCCACAGGAGGGGAACUCAGAGAUAGAAGCAGGCACAGUAGCCCAGCGUGAGCGCACUUCUCAGGGAGCAGCUCAAUCUGCCAUUUAGCCCUCCUGGCCCCGGAGUGGAGACAGGAGGGUACACUAGGCUGGCCCAGGCUGCCUGCCAGUGUCUCUGUCAGAGCUGAGGAACACACCCCUGUUGUGUAUUUCACUUUGUCUACUAUUUAUACACCUGAGUCUCUGUCAUUCUCUGCUGAAAUUUCUGCACCUGCCCUGGGCGUCUUUCCUCUUCAUCUACCUGCUCUCCAAGAUGUCAGAUGAUGACUGCCGCUCACCUAUCGGCCUGGACUGUUGCAGUUGCUGUUUGGACCUGGCCAAUGGCUGUGACGAGUCCAUAUCCAGCAGUCCAGCUCAGGGCCUCGGUACUACAGGAGGCCCUCCAGCGAGCCCCACAAGCCCCACUGUAAAUCACUUCCGCCAGCUCCGCAACCAGCUGAUGUACCAGAACCUGAACACGGACAAACUGAACAACAUCAUGAGACAGGACUCCCUGGAGUCAGUUGUGAGAGACCCCUGUUUCCUGCUCAAUGAGGGGAUCUGCAACAGCAACAUCGACCAGACCAUGCUGUCUAUAUUGCUCUUCUUUCACAGUGCCUCUGGUGCUAGCGUUGUGGCCAUUGACAACAAAAUUGAACAGGCCAUGGAUCUUGUCAAGAACCACCUGAUGUAUGCAGUGCGUGAGGAGGUGGAGAUCCUCAAGGAACAGAUCAAAGAGCUGGCUGAGAAGAACAACCAGCUGGAGAGAGAGAACUACCUGCUGAAGAACCUGGCCAGUCCAGAGCAACUGGAGAAGUUCCAGUCUCGCAUCCCGACAGAUGUGCUGUUACCCCUGGACAAUCAGAACAUCCAGGUGACGCCAGAACACCAGCAGCAACAGCAGCAGACCUGCAACCACAGCACUGGUUCUGCUGUAUAAGUGGCUCUGCCUUGGGGCGGGCAGAGCCACUGUCUCUCUCCGAUUAUGGACCUCCAUUUGAAUGCAAGCGUAACUAAAUCGCUGCUACAGAGAACCCUUCAAACCAAUGAAGGUGAAGCAUCUUGGCUUUAAAUGACCGAUGGGACAGAAAUGAACUGUUGACACUGAUAAGCACAGACCAGAACUGAAGAUGCUCGGACUGGUGCCAUGUCAGGCCCAUCCUUUGAUACCAUCCAGCUUUUUGUCGUGUUCCCUCUAAUGUAGACAAAAGUGUUAAGAAUAGCAAGAUAGUGCUGACUAGACACGGUGGAGCACUUGCUUCUGACAGAGGGCGGCUUUCCCUGCCUAGCCUAUCCCUUCCGACAGACACCCUUUGCUCAAGAGAGGAGGGGGUGAGAAGGUGUUGAUCGGGCUGGCCCUUCAGGUGCUAACUUGGAAAGUGUGGAGAGUUAGCUCUGUCAUUUCCCAGAGGAGACCCAUCUGAGACCGUCCUCCGAGUCUCAGUGAGAAGAGCCCCAUUGUGUGGAUUUGUUGCCUCAAAAUGCAACUUUCAAAGACUUGCGACAGUACAUUUCAGCCACAUAACAAGGACUUUACCUGUACUGACAAUGUAUUGCUGACAUGUUUGUGUACAUUUAAGCAUAACAUCAAUAAUCAACUGAAUAAGCUGGGCAGCAGAGGUGGAGGCCAGUACAGUUUAACAUUUUUAGAGCUGGUGAACCGAUCAGUAUACUGUAGUGAUUCAUAAAAUGUAAUUUUGUAUUGCCUGCUGUUGGGGCUUGCUGCUUAUGGGGGAAAUUAAUCCUGCUAUAUCUUCUUUUUCUUUUUUUCUUUUUGAACAAAAUCAGUUGUUUGUAAAGUAGGAAUAUCACGUUUUUUUUUUUUUUUUUGUUUUUUUUUUGGUAAUGUAAUGGUGCAUAUCUGAUAUGUUGUUUGCCUAACUCUUUGCAGAAUAACUACAAUGUACAUACAAUUGAAAAGUCCUGAGAUUAACAUAGUGUAGCUCAUUUGCAAGCAGGCACCUGCAUUUCUGGCUGCAAGAUGCACUCCUGACUGUAGCAGCGGCGUCCAGCAUCUGAUCUGUUUUUCCCACUCAGAUGCCAACUUGAAAACAAUGGCAUGACAACAGUGCCUGUAAGAAAGAGAGGAACCCAUUUUGACACUGUCCUCAGUUGCUGCUACUGCUGUUGUUGUUGUUUCUAGCUACCAAAGACUUGUAUGUUUUCACACAACAGCAGAAGCUGAGCAAACCAGGACCAUGUGCAAACGUUCACAGGGAGAAGUCUUCGUCAUAGCUAGUGCUGACGUUUGUGUGUUUUGUAAGAGAUUGACUGUAUUGUUGCUGUAAUGUAUCCUCAAAAACCGUUCACUAGAUGUUUUGGAUACGACUGCACAUUUGCAAUAAACCUCGUUUACAUUUACAAUAA
Molecule: messenger RNA, 2548 nt
Organism: Archocentrus centrarchus (flier cichlid)
Lineage: Eukaryota; Metazoa; Chordata; Actinopteri; Cichliformes; Cichlidae
Gene: tsc22d3
Product: TSC22 domain family, member 3
Exons: 3
Coding region: 456-1121 (221 amino acids)
Biological process (GO): negative regulation of activation-induced cell death of T cells; regulation of transcription by RNA polymerase II
Source: RefSeq, a predicted model, not a curated record